Messenger RNA from Saccostrea echinata, 810 nucleotides. RefSeq names its product protein dachsous-like. Bases 1 to 810 code for a protein of 269 amino acids. The record is from RefSeq and is a predicted model, not a curated record. The transcript has 2 exons. NCBI's taxonomy places the organism in Eukaryota, Metazoa, Mollusca, Bivalvia, Ostreida, Ostreidae. Gene Ontology annotation, cellular component: catenin complex; plasma membrane. Gene Ontology annotation, molecular function: calcium ion binding; cadherin binding. Gene Ontology annotation, biological process: homophilic cell-cell adhesion.
AUGGGUAUAUUUUCGUCAACGAUUCAAUGUGAUAUUUCAUUGUGGGGGAUUGUUGUGAUUUUAAUACAAGGAUACUUUCUGCAAGAAGUCAGGGCCGCCGACGUUGCUAGCUUACAUGACACGGUACAACGUAGACUAAAUACCAGUGGCGCGAACGAGUACACACCACAAUUCACUGGAACACCGUACAAAGUUGAAGUGUUAGAGAACAUUCCAGUAGGAUCCGCAAUCUUCCAGGUUUCCGCUGUAGACGGCGAUAGGGGAGAAAACGGAAGAGUUAGCUACGUGCUGCUACAGGGAACCCAAAACUUUGAAGUUGAUGAGAAUACUGGGCUCAUUAAAACACGUUCGUUCCUGGACCGCGAAAUGGCAGAUCAUGAAAUGCUUUUGGUGGAGGCUCAUGACCACGGCACUCCUCAUAAGUCUACUGUGGUUAAGGUGCCUGUGCACAUUUUGGAUGUAAAUGACAAUGCACCUGUAUUCUCAAAGGACAUAUACAGAAGCGGUAUAUGGGAUGGUAGUAGAGUUGGACAGGUUGCGAUGCGCCAGAUCAACGCAUUUGACGCUGAUGUAGGGAGUAACGCUGAAUUAUCUUACAGCCUUGUCCACUCAAAUAACCCGACCUGCCAUAAUUUAUCCAUUGAUCCUAAAUCGGGUGUGAUCAGGGUCGCUCAUCAGCUUAAUGAAGAAGGGGCUUUCCACAUAUCGCCAUGCAAAGCAAGUGUUAUUGCUACUGAUGGAGGUGUACCCCCAUUAUCGUCGACAGCAAAAGUCAUAAUUGAGAUUGUAACCAUAAAUGAUAUUAUAUAG